This is a messenger RNA of Physcomitrium patens, 1889 nucleotides long. Its product is annotated as ammonium transporter 1 member 2. Gene Ontology annotation, molecular function: ammonium channel activity. Lineage: Eukaryota; Viridiplantae; Streptophyta; Bryopsida; Funariales; Funariaceae. Gene Ontology annotation, biological process: ammonium homeostasis; ammonium transmembrane transport. The record is from RefSeq and is a predicted model, not a curated record. Gene Ontology annotation, cellular component: plasma membrane.
GGGUUCACCAACCCUGGCUGUUGACAACACGUACCUGCUGUUCUCCACCUACUUGGUGUUUGCUAUGCAGCUGGGUUUCGCCAUGCUGUGUGCCGGUUCGGUGCGGGCUAAGAACACGAUGAACAUUAUGCUCACCAACGUGCUAGACGCUGCUUGCGGUGGCAUCUCGUAUUACGUGUUCGGAUUCGCCUUCGCUUUCGGACAAGGUGGGAAGCCCAAUGGUUUUAUCGGUCACGCCAACUGGGGUCUCCAGAAUGUCCCCAACGCCAGCUUCGAUUACAGCUUUUUCUUGUUUCAGUGGGCGUUCGCGAUCGCUGCCGCGGGAAUCACAUCCGGGUCGAUUGCGGAGCGCACGCAGUUCGUAGCGUACCUGGUGUAUUCGUCGGUGCUGACUGGAUUUGUGUACCCGAUUGUGUCUCACUGGCUGUGGUCGACGGAUGGUUGGCUGUCGGCGACGAAGAGUGUGGGUCCCGGCGGGCUGUUGUUCGGGAGUGGGGCGAUCGACUUCGCUGGUAGCGGCGUGGUGCACAUGGUGGGAGGGCUGGCUGGGUUCUGGGGCGCGUUCAUAGAGGGACCACGAAUUGGACGAUUUGACAAAUCUGGGAACUCGAUGAACUUUCGCGGUCACAGUGCGACGUUGGUUGUGUUGGGGACGUUCCUGUUGUGGUUCGGAUGGUACGGAUUCAACCCGGGGAGCUUUCUGAAGAUUCUGGUGCCAUACGAGGGAGUGAAGGGCAACUGGAGCGGAGUUGGGAGGACUGCAGUGACGACGACGUUGGCGGGAUCGACAGCGGGAGUGACAACAUUGUUCGGGAAGAGGUUGUUGGAUGGGCACUGGAACGUGCUGGAUGUGUGCAACGGGGUGUUGGGAGGGUUUGCGGCGAUCACAGCAUCAUGCGCCGUGGUGUCUCCAUGGGCGAGUAUCAUCUGCGGGUUUGGAGCUGCAUGGGUGCUGAUCGGCUUCAACAGGCUUGCUGCUCGUUUCCACUACGAUGACCCCCUUGAAGCUGCUCAGCUUCACGCCGGUUGCGGAGCAUGGGGUCUUCUGUUUGUGGGACUUUUCGCUGAGAAGAAUUACGUUCAGCAAAUUUAUGGUGGCAACGCCGACAGACCUUUUGGUCUAUUCAUGGGAGGCGGUGGCAGGUUGCUAGCUGCCCAAAUCGUUCAAAUUCUUGCGAUUACGGGUUGGGUGACUGUGACGAUGGGCCCGCUGUUUCUCGCCCUUCACAGGUUCCGGCUGCUGCGUAUCUCCUCCGAAGAUGAGAUUGCAGGUAUGGAUUUGACGAGGCAUGGAGGUACUGCAUAUAUUCACAACGACGGCUCGGAGCAGUUGGUGCACUUCACUACGAAGGGGGAUAAGAAUCACAAUGGUAAAAUCCCAAUCUAAAUGCGUCUUGAACGUCCAUGGCGUUGAUUCGGAGCGACAUGGUUCAGUUGGUAGAUUUAAGCUCUUACUGGUGGAGUGCUCUUGGUGUAACGUCGAAGCCACACUCGCAGCCGCACUGCGCUUCGUGAUGUGCCCCCAGUUGCACAGAAGUUAUCAUUUGCCAUCGCUUUUGAAGAAGUUGCCUCGAUAUGCCCUUCCUCUGCGCAGCACCCUCGAGGAUGGGUUGAUGUGCUGGGACUGAUUCUUGUCACUUCGUGAAAAGCCUUCAGGUGGCUUACUGAAAGUACCAAUUAGGAUCUGAUUUCUGUGUCAGACUUAGAAUGACAGCCUAAGAAGCUUUAUCUCGUGACUUUAACAGCUGAGACUCAGCAAUCUAUUUGAGGUCGCGUGUGCCAAAGAAGGCAAUAUUCCAGUUCAUGGUUGCAAUCCUCACUGUUUUUUCCUCAAAUCGAGGUUCUUUUUCAUCGUGGGAACUAAUAAAUACGUGUUGGAACAACUAAUA